AUGGUCGUCACCAAGAACCCCAUCAUCAACCGCACCGAGCAUGGUCAGUGUCCUUUUCCGCAUCGCAUCCCCUAUGAGCCUCUCCCCCGCAGUGCCGCUCCCUAGCGCCGCGCCUAUUUCAAGACCACAUUUUCAUCCGGCUUCUGAAGAGUGCCGAUUUACCGGAUGGUGUCACCCCAUGUCACCCGACUCGACAUCUCUUUGCAUUCAGGGUGAGAUCGCAAGAAGACCGACAGACUGACCUUUAAAUGACCCAUCUGCACCGAUCGCAGUCGGCUCGUUCUUGCGUCCCAAGGAGAUCCACGAAGCUCGUCAAGCCCAUCUCGAGGGCAAGAUCACCGAUGCCGAACUGCGCAAGGUCGAGGACGACGCGAUCCGCACCGUUGUGCAACAGCAGGAGAAGGCGGGCCUCAAGGGUAUCAGUGAUGGAGAGUUCCGCGUGAGUCUUUCGGUAUGGGCCGGGACGCGCGAGCGGACGAUACGGCCGGUGAACGGAACUUGUUUCGCCAGGCCGAAUAGGAGAGGGGGUAUCGGUUUGUUGGCUUGCCCGUGGCAUGGUGCUGAUUCAGACGAGGGGCGUCAUGCUUUCCUCCAAUCCGAUUUUACAGAGAGAAUACUUCCAUCUCGAUUUCUUGAAGCACCUCGGAGGUGUCACGGUCACCCAGAACAAGCUCGUCGAGGGCAAAGCCGAAGCAGCACGUAAGUAUUCGAAGAUGAUCGAUCUUUGAGCAACAUAAUUUCUGACCAGUCGAGGUUCUAAUUUGCUGCACAGCGCCCCAGUUGACCGUCACGGGCAAGUUGGCUCACACCGGGCCGAUCCAAGUUGCCGACUACCAAUUCGUCAAGUCGUGCCUCUCGGCCGAAGGCACCGAAGUCAAGGUCGCGAUUCCUUCGCCUACGAUGGUCCACUUCCGAGGCGGUCGCGCCGCGAUCGACAUCAACUCGUACCCCAACAUCGAGGACUUUUUUGAAGACUUGGCCGUCGUUUACCGGGCCGAGAUCGAUGCGCUUUACAAGGCCGGCGCGAGGUACAUCCAGUUGGAUGACACCAACUUGGUGAGCAGGACUUUUCUCCCCGAGUUAUGCCACCGAAAAUAACGAAGAAUGUUGCUAUCCCGUAGGCCUACCUGUGCUCGGACGAGAUGAGGAAAGCAGCCGAGGAGCGAGGCGAGGACGUCCGACAAUUGCCUUCCAACUACGCCAAGUUGAUCAACGCCGCUUUGAAGGACAAGCCCGAGGAUAUGACGGUCGCGAUCCACUUGUGCCGUGGUAACUUCCGAUCGAGGUCGUUCGCCAGUGGUGGUUACGAACCCGUUGCCGAAGGUCAGUCCUAGACGUAGUCAUCUAACGGGAACGCUCAAAUGAGCCGAGGUGCUGACUCUUUUCACCCCUCCUUCGAUCCAAACAGUCCUGCUUAAGGAUCUCAACGUCGAUCAAUACCUCCUCGAAUACGACGACUCGCGCUCCGGUGGCUUCGAGCCCCUGCGCCACCUCCCCAAGGGCCACAAGACCGUCACGCUCGGUCUCAUCUCGACCAAGACGGGCAAGCUCGAGGACAAGAAGGAGGUCAUCGCGCGUAUCCGCGAAGCGGCGCAAUAUGCGCCUUUGGAGCAGUUGAGCGUGGGGUGCCAGUGCGGGUUCGCUUCGACUGUGCAUGGAAACGAGUUGACGCAGGAGGAACAGUGGGCCAAGAUUCAGCUUUGCCAGGAGAUCGUUGAGGAGGUUUGGGGCAAGAAGGCAUAA
Molecule: messenger RNA, 1743 nt
Organism: Microbotryum saponariae
Lineage: Eukaryota; Fungi; Basidiomycota; Microbotryomycetes; Microbotryales; Microbotryaceae
Source: the annotation of a GenBank genome assembly